CCAAGGUUCUGUCCAACAUGAUCAAGCAGAAGAGGAAAGAGAAGGCUGGUAAAUGGGAGGUGCCCCUUCUAAAGGUCAGAGCUCAGGGAGAGACAGAAGUGCUCAAAGUCAUCAAAACAGGGAAGAGGCAAAAGAAGGCAUGGAAGAGAAUGGUCACCAAAGUCUGCUUUGUAGGUGACGGCUUCACCUGUAAACCUCCAAAAUAUGAGCGUUUCAUCAGACCCAUGGGCCUGCGUUUUAGGAAGGCGCACGUCACACACCCAGAGCUGAAGGCCACAUUUUGUCUGCCCAUCCUUGGUGUGAAGAAGAAUCCAUCAUCACCUCUGUACACAUCUUUGGGGGUCAUCACCAAGGGAACGGUCAUAGAGGUCAAUGUCACCGAGUUGGGUUUGGUCACACAAGGAGGAAAGGUCAUCUGGGGUAAAUACGCCCAGGUGAUGAAUAACCCAGAGAACAAUGGCUGCAUUAAUGUAGUUCUGCUCGUAUGAGACUGUUGACAUUCAUACAGACUUUGCAGAAUAACUGAUU
This is a messenger RNA of Thalassophryne amazonica, 528 nucleotides long. RefSeq names its product ribosome biogenesis protein NSA2 homolog. The coding region runs from base 18 to 488 and encodes 156 amino acids. NCBI's taxonomy places the organism in Eukaryota, Metazoa, Chordata, Actinopteri, Batrachoidiformes, Batrachoididae. Gene Ontology annotation, biological process: maturation of LSU-rRNA; maturation of 5.8S rRNA. The transcript is spliced from 2 exons. Gene Ontology annotation, cellular component: nucleolus; preribosome, large subunit precursor. The record is from RefSeq and is a predicted model, not a curated record.